Molecule: messenger RNA, 508 nt
Organism: Brassica oleracea var. oleracea
Lineage: Eukaryota; Viridiplantae; Streptophyta; Magnoliopsida; Brassicales; Brassicaceae
Exons: 2
Coding region: 89-403 (104 amino acids)
Source: RefSeq, a predicted model, not a curated record
AGAUAUUAGUCCUAUAUAUAUUCACUUCCUCAGUGGUUAUACUUACAGAUCAUCUCCAAUCAAUCUUAUCUUUUCAUGACCGUCUGCAAUGAAGAGAUACUAUCGAGAUUUGUUGCUCAUCAUCAGCAUCAUCUCCUUUGCUUUUGCUGAAGAACUUCAAUGUUGUUCAGACAAAACAGACUACUUGGUUCACAAAGAGAGACCAGCCGUUGGAGUAACUAGCAGCGAGAGAGCUCAUGGAAGAAUUUCGGAGGUGAGCAAGGCAAGAGGCGUUUAUGGAGGAGGAUCACUUGUCAGACCUACAGGAAAGAAGAACAGAGCCAUGUCCUCCAUGACCAAAUCUGCUUCACUCGCUGUGAUUCAAGUAACAGUUGCAAUUCUAGUCCAUCUUUUCUUGCACUGACAAUGCAAAACCUCAAGUAAAGUAGAAACAGACAAGGGAUUCAUACUCCUACUCUAUCUGCAAACUGCUUUUGAUGCAAAGAUUUGGAAUUUAUAAUUUAUAACA